AUGGGCGAGGAAACCAGACACAGAGAGCCGGACUGGGCAGUCAGACAGCAAGUACUGUUCUUUCCGUUCUUAUUAUCUUUGUUCGGCCGGGCUGUCUCGGAGCAGAUUAGUUAUUCGAUUCCUGAAGAAAUGGCCAAAGGUUCCCUUGUGGGGAAUCUCGUCAAGGAUUUGGGACUGAAUGUGGGAGAACUGCCUCAGCGAAAGCUUAGAGUUGUCUCUGGUUUUGAAAAGCAAUACUUCGCUGCUAACUCAGAAAAUGGAAAUCUGAUUGUACAUGAAAGGAUAGAUCGAGAGGGAAUAUGUGGGGAAGCAUCUCUUUGUGUCCUCAGUUUUCAGUCGGUUGUGCAAAAUCCUUUUAAUGUUUUUCACGUGAAUGUUGAGGUCCAGGACAUUAAUGACAAUGCACCGCGGUUCAAUACUGAAUAUAUUGAUUUAGAAAUUAUUGAAUCCACGCUGCCGGGUGCGCGAUUUCCACUAGGAACGGGAAGAGAUCCAGAUGUAGGCACUAAUUCACUACAAACUUACCAGCUCAGCCUCAAUCGGUAUUUUACCCUGGCGGUGAAAGAAAGCCCGGAUGGCAGUAAACAGGCUGAGCUGUUACUGGAGAAACCUUUGGACCGGGAAAAGCAGAGAUACCAUCACUUAGUCCUGACGGCUGUGGAUGGCGGAGAUCCAGUCAGAACCGGUACAACUCAGGUUAGAGUUAAUAUCACUGACGCCAAUGACAAUCCCCCCGUGUUCACUGAAGAGAUCUACAAAGUCAGCCUGAGGGAAAACCUACCAAAGGGCUCCUUAGUGCUUCAGGUGAAAGCUACUGAUACCGACGAGGGUUUAAAUGCAGAAAUCAUGUACUUUUUCAGCAACAUCCCUGACAAUGCUCGUAAAUUAUUCAGUCUGGAUCCCCGAACAGGUGAGAUUACAGUGACGGGUCCUUUGAAUUUCGAAGAGGUGAAAUUUUAUCAGGCGAACGUGGAAGCAAAGGAUGGGGGAGAUCUGACAGCUCAUUCUAAAGUGCAAAUACAGAUCCUUGACGAGAACGAUAACGCCCCUGUGAUUGACUUCACAAUAAUCUCCAAUCCGGUUCCCGAAGACUCUGCCCCCGGGACUGUCCUAGCUCUCCUUAAUGUCCGUGACCGAGAUUCCGGAAAAAACGGAGAGGUUACCUGUGGUGUGGAAGGUAAUGUACCUGUAAUACUAACAUUUUCUUCUAAUAAUUCUUAUAAACUCGUCACCGAAAAUAUUCUGGACAGAGAGACAAUCUCUGAUUAUUCUAUCACAAUCACAGCCACAGACAAAGGCUCUCCCCCUCUCACUACCCAGAAAACCAUCCUGUUGCAGAUCUCGGAUAUCAAUGACAACGCCCCUGUCUUUCAAAAACCUUCAUACACCGCCUAUGUGCCAGAGAACAAUCCCUCAGGGGCCUCUAUUUUCAGUGUAGAAGCCUCAGACCGAGAUCUGGACCGGAACGCCCGAGUCACUUACUCCAUCCUGAGCAGCAGCCUCGAGGAGGUGCCUCUCUCCUCCUACAUCUCCAUUAACUCCCAGACCGGAGCUAUCUAUGCGCAGCGCUCCUUCGACUACGAGCAAUUCCGGGAGUUUGAAGUGCAAGUACAGGCCCCUUCAGUAGCAAUGUCACGUCAGGGUGUUUAUUCUGGAUCGAUGAUACGCCUCCUCGCUCCUGUCCCUUCCUUGGAGCAUCGGCUUCCGCCUGUUCGAAGAUUGGUCCCUGAACCGACGCUGUUCAGCAUGGGGCUGCACACCGGGGAGAUCCGGACAGCCCGCGCCUUUGCGGACAGAGAUGCUGUGAAGCACAGGCUGGUCACCCUGGUGAAGGAUAACGGGCAGCCGCCUCUGUCAGCCACAGUGACUCUCAACCUGGUGUUUGCCGAGAACUUCCAAGAGGCAAUUCCGGAAAUGAGCGACCAAUCGGGUGACUCUGCAUCUCAGUCUGAUUUACAGUUUUACUUGGUGCUGGCUUUAGCCUUGAUCUCAUUUUUGUUCCUUUUAACAAUUGUAGCAGUUCUUAUGAUGAAAUUUCGAAGAUCAGUGAAUCCCACCGUUCUCCAGUGUUUCUCUCCUAGUUUGUACUCUAAAUCCAGUGCCAGAUGCCCACCAAACUAUGGCGACCGGACUUUACCAUAUUCUUAUAACCGAUGUUUAGCCGUAAACUCCGGAAAAAACUAUCUUAAAUUUCUGAAAACGAAAGACCAAACUGUAAUAGCACAGAAUAUCCUUUCGAGUGACAACUCCGGAAUAUUAUUUUUGAGCAAUGACUGCAGCGAACCCAAAUCGGAGAUCAGGGUUCCUGAUAAAGUGAGUUUUGCGUUAGAUGCCUGUUUGUUAUUUGGAGUAUGA
Messenger RNA from Chelonoidis abingdonii (Abingdon island giant tortoise), 2355 nucleotides. RefSeq names its product protocadherin gamma-B1-like. Gene Ontology annotation, cellular component: plasma membrane. The record is from RefSeq and is a predicted model, not a curated record. Lineage: Eukaryota; Metazoa; Chordata; Testudines; Testudinidae. Gene Ontology annotation, molecular function: calcium ion binding. Gene Ontology annotation, biological process: homophilic cell-cell adhesion.